Messenger RNA from Colius striatus (speckled mousebird), 3018 nucleotides. Its product is annotated as acyl-CoA (8-3)-desaturase. Gene Ontology annotation, biological process: lipid metabolic process. Gene Ontology annotation, cellular component: membrane. Gene Ontology annotation, molecular function: oxidoreductase activity, acting on paired donors, with oxidation of a pair of donors resulting in the reduction of molecular oxygen to two molecules of water. The transcript is spliced from 12 exons. NCBI's taxonomy places the organism in Eukaryota, Metazoa, Chordata, Aves, Coliiformes, Coliidae. The record is from RefSeq and is a predicted model, not a curated record. The coding region runs from base 75 to 1400 and encodes 441 amino acids.
GUGCGCGGAGGGGAAGGAGCGCGGCGGGGGCUCGGCGGGCAGCGAGCGGAGCGCGGCGGUGCCCAGCCCAGCCCAUGGAGGACUCCGGGCCCGGCCCGGCGCUGCGGCGCUUCACCUGGGAGGAGAUCGGGCAGCGGAACGGGAGGGGGCCGGCGCCGCAGGAGCGGUGGCUGGUGAUCGAGAGGAAGGUGUACGACAUCAGCCAGUUCUGCCGGAGGCACCCCGGAGGCUCCCGGGUCAUCAGUCACUACGCCGGGCAGGAUGCCACGGAUCCUUUCAUAGCUUUUCAUCUUGACAAGACACUAGUAAGAAAGUACAUGAAGCCACUCCUGAUUGGGGAACUGGCACCAGAUCAGCCCAGCUUCGAGCCCAGUAAGAAUAAAAAACUGGUGGAGGAUUUCCGUGAACUCCGUGCAGCCGUGGAGAAGAUGGGGCUUCUCAACCCCAACCUCACCUUUUUCAUGCUGUACCUCUGUCACAUCUUGGUGUUGGAUGUUGCAGCUUGGCUCACCAUCUGGUAUUUUGGAGCAUCCACUCUGCCUUUCCUCCUCUCUGCAUUGCUUCUAGGCACGGUCCAGGCCCAGGCUGGCUGGCUCCAGCAUGAUUUUGGACACCUUUCAGUGUUCAGCAAGUCCAGAUGGAACCACUGGGUGCACAAGUUUGUGAUCGGCCACCUGAAGGGAGCACCAGCCAGCUGGUGGAAUCACCUCCACUUCCAACACCACGCUAAACCCAACUGCUUCAGAAAGGACCCUGAUGUUAACAUGCACCCCUUGUUUUUUGCUUUGGGAAAACCACUCUCUGUAGAGCUUGGUGUACAAAAGAAGAAAUUCAUGCCUUAUAACCACCAGCACAAGUACUUCUUCAUCAUUGGCCCCCCAGCUCUGGUGCCUCUUUACUUCCAGUGGUACAUAUUCUACUUCGCAGUUCAGCGGAAGCAGUGGGUGGACCUGGCCUGGAUGCUGACCUUCUACAUCCGAUUCUUUCUCACCUACGUGCCCUUGUUGGGGGUGAAAGGUGUCCUGGGGCUUCAUCUCUUAGUCAGGUUUAUAGAGAGUAACUGGUUUGUCUGGAUUACACAAAUGAACCACAUCCCGAUGCACAUUGAUUAUGAUAAGAACGUGGACUGGUUCUCUACCCAGCUCCAGGCAACCUGUAACGUUCAUCAGUCCUUCUUCAAUGACUGGUUUAGUGGGCAUCUGAACUUCCAAAUCGAGCACCACCUUUUCCCUACCAUGCCACGACACAACUACUGGAAGGUGGCUCCUCUGGUGAAGUCCCUGUGUGCCAAACACGGCAUCGAGUACCAGUGCAAGCCGCUGCUCACCGCCUUUGCAGACAUAGUGCACUCUUUGAAAGAUUCAGGGGAGCUCUGGCUCGAUGCCUACCUACAUAAAUAAGAAGCAGUGGAUCCUUGCAGAGGAGUUCCCCAGCCCUGUUGCCUCCUGAGGUGGUGGUCACCAUGAAGAUGCUGCACAGAGGAGAGAGAGCUGGCUAAGCCAGAGGCUGGAGGUGGCACAGCUUAACUCCACUGGAUGUGAUGAAUAUGAUUGCUUUUUGGGUUUUUUUUAAGGAUGUGUUCUUAAUUCUUCUCGUGCUUCUUUCAAUUCCUCUUCUUUGGUGCUGAAUUAGGGGGAAAAGCUAAAUGGAGGAGGUUAUGUUCCACCAAGGUGUGGAGGCAGCUUUGGGGCUGGGAACAGAUCCUCAUUUGCUGAGUACAUAGGAGGGAAGCCUCUUAGCUAACAUAGCCCUUUGUGAGGUGGCUUUCAUGAAUAUAGCAAGAAAGCUGAGGCAGUCUGAACUUCAAAGAGCACAGGAGUUACUAAAAUGUGGAAGCAAUAAGGAAUUGUAUAGGUACAGUGUUUUCAAAUACCUGGAUGUAAUUAACAAUGGCAACAGAAGGUGCCCAAACCCAAGGGACAAGCACAUGAAAGCCCAAACCAAUUUGUACAUGUGUGGGUGAGGCAGAGGAGGUGAAGGCAGCAGUUCUAGAGGAAUAAGCAUGAGGGGGGGGGGAAAGUGUGUAAAUAGAGCCCUCAUUGAGGUGGAGAAAGAAGACAGCAGAGCUUAUUCCAUGAGCAUGCAGAUGUGAGAGCUUGGCAUGCUGCACCUGUGGGAAUGCUGCCCUCCACAUCUCUCCUGUGGUGGAAGCCUCCCAGUUACCUGCCUGCAGGUAACCUCCCAUGGAGUCUCUGCAGGUGGUGGCAGUGCCGUACUUCUGAGCCUUAUUGAACCUGGGAGUGAAGGUCAGAAGAGGCUGAAAUCUCUACAAGAGUGACCAAGGAAGCCAAGGUGUAAUUGGUGCCUGCUCACCUGAAGCUUCACCUUUGUUAAAGUGAUUUAUUAAGCAGAGAGGACUCCUGACUUCUGGCCUGUGGAGCAGGAGGUGUUGCUGUGUGAGCUGCAGGCAAAUUAACUGAAGGUGUACAAGUGUGAGGGGUUCUGAGGAGCUGUUUAAAUGCAUCUCCACUUUUGAACUUGGCAGGAGUCAUGGGGCUGUGUACCUGUAGGCACAGGUCAGCCAGUGCAUUGCUGUUCUCUCUCUGUUAAUCACCUGCCUUCAAAACACACCCCAGGAGAGCAUGUGCUGGCUGAUUUAUUGGAGUGUUCAUUCACCUGGCAGCAUUUCCUGGUGUCUUUAUUUGCUGCACCAAUGUUCCAGGUGCCAGAUUGGAUAUAGCACUGAGGAAGAUGACUCCAUCACCCUGGCACCUCAGGGGCAGCUGGUUUGGUCUCCAGAAGGUUGCUUUUGAGGUGCUUUUUCUUACCAACAUUCAGAAAGGAUGGUGUAUGAAGGGAUGGAAGAAGUGCAUCUUCACCCACCAAGACUGUUGUUAAGCACAGAAGAAAAUUGUCAUGGGUAAUGAUAGUAGAAUCAUUAAGUCAUUGGUUUGUGUUGAUAAAGACCAUAAAGAAAAUGGGCCUUAGUUACUCUUUUGCCUUGUUUUUUAUUCCUGCUCUGUUUCUUUCCCUCUAAUUACUAGACCUGUUGAUGGAGGAAAGUCUAAUAAAAUGCCU